AUGGAGAAGCUCCCGGGCGACGUUUUAUCAAAUAUAUUCAUCCGCUUAUUAGCGAAACAGCUUACUCAAAUGAGACUCGUGUGUAAAACUUGGAAUGCUCUCUUGUCUGAAUCCUCCUUUAUAAAAUCUCACCUCCAUCAUUCAAUCCAUAACAACAACAAGAAGAAGAAGAAGAAGAAGGAUGAGAUUCUUUUGUUCUUUGAGAAGGCGAUUAUUGACUAUUUUUCUAGUACAGGUCCAUUAACAGCACGCUCCUGUGGUUCUCCCCGUCUGGAAGUCAGUAAUUUCAUGAAACUUGAACUCCCAAUUGAUCCCCAACAUGAAAAGCAAAAGCCUAUGAUCAAUGUGGUUGGGUCUGUGAAUGGCUUAAUAUGCUUUUCUUACGUAUCAAAACAUGGUUAUUUCAUUCGCAUUUGGAAUCCUUCUCUCUCGGCAUCGUUAACUCUCCCGCGUUCUUCUUUGUCGGACCAAACCCAUCACCCGUAUGUGUGGUUUGGUUUUGAUCCGAAAACUGAUGAUUACAAAGUUGUUGAGGCGAGUUCAUCUUUUUUCUUCCUAAAACCAGCCGACAGGAAAACAUAA
Messenger RNA from Lactuca saligna, 582 nucleotides. NCBI's taxonomy places the organism in Eukaryota, Viridiplantae, Streptophyta, Magnoliopsida, Asterales, Asteraceae. The record is from the annotation of a GenBank genome assembly.